AAUUGCUGUAUAUGCAAACCACUUCCGUCGUACAUUUCCGCUAACAAUCUAGGAAAUAGGUGGCCGGCUGGCGGCGAUACACGGGUCGUCCGCUCAUCUUUCAGGCCACCUUCCGGUGCCGGCGACCCUGUCCCCAUCGCCGCCCUCCACGAGGAUGAUUAUGAACCCGACAUUUCCACUUCAUCUGCAGCCAGUCCUAAUUUAUCCAGCUUAAGCUCUGCUACCAACUUGUUAAUCGCAGAAACCGCCCACAAUGCAGGUAAUGGAUCGUUCUAUGAACGCGUCGAAUAGGAUACCUUCUUCUGUGUUUGAACUAGACCAUUCUUCGGACCCAGUACUAUGGAGUACAGCCUCCAGUGAAUCAUUAUUCAGUAUCAACAUAGGGAGUGCCAGUACUACCGGGGAUUAUGGUCCUUGGUGCUCUGAUGAGCGUGAUUCUAUAGGCCAUCCAGUCAACACACGCCAGGUUUCUAAUCGCCCUAGUUUUAAAAUAAGAGAAGUGGAAGCAUGUCUUGAUGCCUUGGAAGAGGACCCAAGGGAAAGUGAAGAUCACAGUAAUGAGAGAUCUCUUGCCGAGGGGAGGGGAAGUAAUGCCAGUGUGAAAUCCUUCGCGUUUCCAAUUUUGGCAGGCGAAGAUUCUAAGGGAAAGCUUGGUUGCUCUGCAAAAUUCCCAGAACCACCCUCACCACCAUCGCCGCCGAUGAAGGAGGCAGAACCAUCUCCACAAUUAGAACCCGAGGCCACGGCUCAAAAGAAGUGGUAUUCUUGCUUCCCUUGUUGCUAAUAGGAAAGUUCAUUUCGCCGGAAGUUUAUCAGCCUUCACUGCUCAA
Molecule: messenger RNA, 830 nt
Organism: Ipomoea nil (Japanese morning glory)
Lineage: Eukaryota; Viridiplantae; Streptophyta; Magnoliopsida; Solanales; Convolvulaceae
Exons: 3
Coding region: 254-784 (176 amino acids)
Source: RefSeq, a predicted model, not a curated record